Messenger RNA from Hydra vulgaris (swiftwater hydra), 453 nucleotides. Its product is annotated as dolichyl-diphosphooligosaccharide--protein glycosyltransferase subunit dad1. NCBI's taxonomy places the organism in Eukaryota, Metazoa, Cnidaria, Hydrozoa, Anthoathecata, Hydridae. The record is from RefSeq and is a predicted model, not a curated record. Gene Ontology annotation, cellular component: oligosaccharyltransferase complex; membrane. Gene Ontology annotation, biological process: protein N-linked glycosylation.
CGCAGUAACGUUCUGUAAAAGACGUGGCAGAAGAAGCGUUACCGAUUGUCAACUUUACAUAUAGUUUGACAACGAUAAAUAACAUGAGUGCUGCUACAGAUCUUUUUAGGGUUUUAAGAAAGUUGUACGAUGCAUACAAUGAAAAAACACCUCAAAAACUUAAGAUCAUAGAUUCAUUUUUAGUUUAUGUUAUGCUGACUGGAAUUGUUCAGUUCGUUUAUUGCUGUCUUGUUGGAACAUUUCCAUUUAAUUCUUUUUUAUCUGGUUUUAUAGCUUGUGUUGGAACUUUUGUUCUUGGUGUGUGUUUACGAGUCCAGACUAACCCACGAAACAAAUCUGAAUUCAAAGGAAUUUCCGCUGAACGUGCAUUUGCUGACUUUAUUUUCGCUAAUGUUGUUCUGCAUCUUGUUGUCAUAAAUUUUAUUGGUUAAAAUGAAGAAUUUUUUGUGUAAA